GACGUGAAUUUAGUAUUUGUCGUGAGUAGUACAGUUUUUGAAGUGCAAGUAAGGGAUCGCCAACGGCAAAGAGAAUAGCAUUAGCAUAGCACCCUCUUUCCUGCUAUGCCUCUGAUUUACUCCUUCGUCACACCAACAACGUGAGGUUCUUUCAUCUUUCCUAUUCCCCAAUUCGCCAUUGGUCAAAGUUGACUUGGUGCCAAGGUUUCCGAUUUCGAUUUGAAGGCUGAAUAAUUGUUGUGUUGUGCGAGUUUUUUUUGGGGUUUGUUCCCACAAUCGCAAAUGGCCGCGGUUCGUAGGCGGGUAUGGCAGUUAUCGGGGUUCGGUGCUUUUGGGGCUUCCAAUUCAAAACUAUCGUCUUCGUUCCAAAGACCAAUCUUUGAUCCAUUCCCUCUUUUGGGCACACGAAAUGUUUCUCAAUUGGUCAAAGCCAACGGAAAGCACUUGUUUCUCGUCGAUACCUUGGCCCUUGUUAGGAGACUCGAGGGGGAAGGAGUGCCCUCAAAGCAUGCUGAGGCAAUAACCGCUGCCAUAACUGAAGUGUUGAAUGACAGUCUCGAGAAUGUGUCUCAGUCGUUAGUGUCAAAAGGAGAAAUGCAGAAAACUGAAAUGCUCCAAGAAGCCAACCUGUCCAAGUUUAAAGCAGAGGUUCAGAGCUCACAGGGUCACCAUUUUUCUCUCUUACAACAUGAGACUGAGAAGCUUAGGAAUGAUAUAGAUAAGAUGCGUAGUGAAUUGAGGUAUGAGAUAGACAAAGUCACUGCUGGGCAGCGAUUAGAUUUGAACCUCGAAAGGGGGAGAAUAAGGGAGGAAUUGUCUGAUCAAAAUGCUGAAACUAACAACCUGACAAACAAACUUGAUAGAGAAAUUCAUUCUUUAAGAGCACAGCUGGAAGCAGCCAAAUAUGAUGUCAUAAAAUACUGCAUAGGAACACUUGUUUCAAUCUCUGCGGUUGGUCUUGCUGUUUUACGUAUCUUGAUGUAAACGGAUUGUAUUCCAAUUAACAUCCACCAAAAUGAGGUGGAAAAGAAUCAGGAGUAGCUGUUUUGAAGAUGUAUCUUCUGUCAAACAAUUGCAUUACAAUACUAGCUCAACUUUUUUUUUUUUUUUUUUUUUUUUUUUUUU
Molecule: messenger RNA, 1125 nt
Organism: Cajanus cajan (pigeon pea)
Lineage: Eukaryota; Viridiplantae; Streptophyta; Magnoliopsida; Fabales; Fabaceae
Product: protein FMP32, mitochondrial
Cellular component (GO): mitochondrion
Source: RefSeq, a predicted model, not a curated record